Molecule: messenger RNA, 859 nt
Organism: Alternaria rosae
Lineage: Eukaryota; Fungi; Ascomycota; Dothideomycetes; Pleosporales; Pleosporaceae
Product: endoglucanase-5
Exons: 2
Coding region: 83-769 (228 amino acids)
Biological process (GO): carbohydrate metabolic process
Molecular function (GO): cellulase activity
Source: RefSeq, a predicted model, not a curated record
CGAGUGAAUCUGCUCCAACUGACAAGCUCACCAAACUCAACUCCCACCUCCCAAAACUAAUCUACAGAACCAGCCGCCCACCAUGGUAUCCAUCAAGCAAAUCACCCUCCUAGCCCUCACAACCGGCCUCGCCACCGUCACCGCCCAAUCCACAGGCAAAACAACACGCUACUGGGACUGCUGCAAAGGCUCCUGUGCCUGGUCUGGAAAAGCGCCCGUCAACAAACCCAUCGCCACCUGCGACAAGAACGAUAACCCCCUCACGAACCUAAACGCAAAGAGCGGAUGCGAGAGCGGAGGAGGCGAGGCAUACAUGUGCACUAACCAGUCGCCAUGGGCCGUCAACGACGACCUCGCGUAUGGAUUCGCAGCUGUGAAGCUCGCGGGGAAGACGGAGAGGGACUGGUGCUGUGCUUGCUAUGAAAUGACAUUCACAUCCGGCCCCGUUUCCGGCAAGAAAAUGAUCGUGCAAACCACAAACACCGGCGGCGACCUCGGCGACAACCACUUCGACAUCGCCAUGCCGGGCGGUGGCGUCGGAAUCUUCAACGCGUGUACCGCGCAGUUCGGUGCUCCGCCGAAUGGCUGGGGCCAGCAGUAUGGCGGUAUCUCGUCGAGGUCGGAGUGUGAUGGUUUCCCUGAGAAGCUUAAGCCGGGCUGCCAGUGGCGGUUCGAUUGGUUUAAGAAUGCGGAUAAUCCCAGUGUGAGCUUCAAGGAGGUUACGUGCCCGAAGGAGUUGACGGAUAAGACGGGGUGUGUUAGGCAGUAGGUGGUAUGGGUGAGGGGAUUCGCUGUAUAUGAUUAUGAUGAGGGUGACCUCUUGUAUAUAUGAACUUAUGAAACAAAGAAUGAUAUGAAU